AUAGUAAAUAAUCCGCCCCUGAAUGUAACCCGUCACCAAGUGCAAUGACAGUAUAAAUAGGACUCACCAAACCCCAUCCACAAUUGCCAUUUUCUUUCUUUCUUUCUAACCCAAGAUUUCCCCCCAUUCUUUGAUUCUUUUCUUGAUUAUUUUUUGUCUCCUCCGGCGAGAGAUGGGAAGUGUUGGGGUGUUGAGGAACAGCACGAUGGUGUGUGCUCCAUUGGCGGCUCCGUCCGUGGAGGAGCUGAUCACCGGAAUGCAUAAGGCGAAAUCACAGGGCGCUGAUUUGGUGGAGAUCAGGCUCGACUGUAUUCAGCAUUUCAACCCCAAACAGGACCUUGAAAUGAUCCUCACAAAUAAGCCUCUCCCUGUCCUCAUUGUUUACAGACCAAUAUGGGAAGGUGAUAACAUUGAAUGUGAUGAUGAUGACAAGCAACUUGAAACUCUUUGUCUAGCCAGAGAACUGGGAGCAGAUUAUGUUGACUUUGAUCUCAAGAUGGCCUAUGAUUUCACGGUGAGAGAAGAAGAAAAGAGAGAGAGAAAGAAGAGGCUGGCCGGAUCAAGUAAAAUGAUUUUAUCAUGCUAUGUUGAAAACCUCAGCUCUUCAAAGGAAGAUCUUAGUGACAUUAUUGCGCGUAUGCAAUCUACUGGCUGGGCGGAUAUCAUUAAAGUCGUUAUCAAUGCAAGUGACAUUACAGAACUUCCAAAACUAUUCCAUGUGCUUUCACAUUGUCAGGUACCAGUUAUUGCUUAUUCUAUUGGAGAAAGAGGUCUUAUAAGUCAGCUGUUGGGCCCUAAAUUUGGUAGUGUCAUAGUAUACGGAUCCAUUGAAGGGAAUCCGCAGGUUCCCGGUUUGCCAAGUAUUGAUCACCUUAGACGAGCAUAUCAAAUUGAGGAUAUAGAUGGAGAUACUAAAGUUUUUGGCUUAAUCUCGAAACCGGUGAGCCAUAGCAAAGGGCCUCUCUUGCAUAACCCUACAUUCAGACACAUGGGUUACAAUGGGAUUUAUGUUCCAAUGUUUGUGGAUGAUCUAAAGGGGUUUUUGAAGGUCUAUUCAAGUCCUGAUAUUGGUGGCUUCAGUGUUGGGAUACCAUACAAGGAAGCAGUAGUCAAAUUUUGCGAUGAAGUCCAUCCACUUGCUCAGUCCAUAGGGGCUGUAAAUACUAUUGUUAGGCAGCCAAGCGAUGGGAAGCUUAUAGGUUAUAACACAGAUUGUGAGGCUUCCAUAACUGCUAUAGAGGAUGCUUUGACCCCGAAAGUUAAUGGGUGGACGAACGGAGCAGCAUUCCAUCCUUCCCCGCUCUCCGGGAAACUGUUCAUAGUAGUUGGUGCCGGAGGUGCAGGAAGAGCACUGGCAUUUGGAGCUAAGACUAGGGGUGCUCGGGUUAUAAUUUUCGACAUUGACUUUGGUAGAGCAAAGGCUCUCGCGGAGGCAGUGUCGGGCGAAGCUCAGUCAUUUGAAGGUUUGCCUUCUUUCCAACCUGAGAUGGGUUCCAUCCUUGCAAAUGCCACACCAAUGGGAAUGCAUCCAAACACAGACCGCAUCCCUGUAGCUGAGGAAACACUAAGCAGUUACCGAGUUGUCUUUGAUGCCGUCUACACCCCGAGGAAGACUACUCUACUGAAAGCAGCGGAGGCCGCUGGAGCGAUUGCUGUCAGUGGAGUUGAAAUGUUUCUCCGUCAGGCCAUGGCCCAGUUCCAUCUCUUCACUGGUCACAAAGCGCCCGAAGAGUUUAUGCGAGAGAUCAUUAUGGCUAAGUUCUGAUUCUCAAAGGUCGAUCAUGAGUUCGUUCGCUCAGAUGAACCAGUAAGGAUUUUCCUAAGAAAAGUGUUAACUAUCAAAGUAGUUCUUAUAAGUUAAUUUAUUUUGUUUUUACAUGUGUAUUAAAAAAUAAUAUCAACCUAGAAACUCUCAUGUAACAAGCUAGAGUUACUGAAUAACAUUUGUAGUGUGCACCGUUAUAACCGUUGUUAUUUAUAGUGCAGAAUAGCAUCUAUGUUGCAUACUUGCAUGGUUAUAUAAUCUUGCAAUCUAUGUAUUCCCCGAG
This is a messenger RNA of Cuscuta europaea, 2048 nucleotides long. The record is from the annotation of a GenBank genome assembly. NCBI's taxonomy places the organism in Eukaryota, Viridiplantae, Streptophyta, Magnoliopsida, Solanales, Convolvulaceae.